AUGGAUUUAUUAAGAACCGUUGGAAACCGUGUGCAGGCUGCUCGACACGGCGAUGGCCAACAAGUACUCACGGCAGCUUCGGGCUCUACGCUGAACUUCGCGCUUGAGAAUCGGACCACAUCAAAUAAUGUCUUCGCCUAUGUUACGGGCCUGGCAAUCGACAACAACAAUGCGCGGUUCCUUCUCCGCGCGGAUGGUAGAACGCCUUACUUUCCGUCUUCACCGGCAAGAGUAGGCAGCCAGCUCAGCGAGGACUGCGCGAUACGACUUGGCGCUCCAGGCUCAACUACAACUGUGACCAUUCCUCACUUGGCAGGGGGGCGGAUCUACUUCUCGAUCGACUCGCCCUUGACUUUCUUGCUGAACCCCGGUCCAGCUCUAGUUGAGCCCUCAAUCUCGAAUCCAUCCGAUCCCAAUAUCGGCAUCAGGUGGGAUUUCGCCGAGUUCACCUGGAACGCCUCCCAACUGUUUGCGAACAUUACCUAUGUAGAUUUUGUCUGUCUUCCUAUAGCGCUUACACUAGAGAGCGAGUCCGGUAACACCCAGCAUAUUUCCGGCACCGCACCCGAUGGCCUCGACCGGGUGUGCAACGGCCUCCGUGAGCAGCAAGCCAGAGACGGGCGACGCUGGAGCAACCUCAUCGUAACCCGCAACGGUCGAAACCUGCGAGCACUAAGCCCAAAUAACGGCAUCACGAUGGACGGAACUCUCUUCCAAGGCUAUUACCAACCCUAUGUCAACGAGGUCUGGGCCCAGUAUUCGAGAAGAGAGCUCGCGGUCAAUACGCAGGCACAGUGGGGCAUACUCCGCGGCCGAGUUGCCAACGGCCAGCUUCGUAUCGCCAACGAGAGCUUCAGCCAGCCGUCAACCGCCGAUAUCUUUUCGUGCAGUACCGGUCCGUUCGCUGCCACAAACCCGCCUGAAAGAGGAGCGCUCGUUGCUAGGCUUGCCGCGGCAUUCAACAGAUCUACGUUGCUGAAUUCUGAUAUCAUUCCAGCGCCUCCGAAUGUGGGUCGCGCGUACCAGUAUCCGAUUACGAAUCACUACGCUAGAAUUGUGCACUCGGUGAAUUUGGAUGGAAGAGGCUACGCAUUCCCGUACGACGAUGUCGCGCCCGACGAUGGAAGGGAUCAGAGUGGCGCUGUGUUUGAUAGCAGACCAAGAUUGCUGAGGGUUGCUGUCGGCGGUCAGGGAGCGUAUGCCUGA
Messenger RNA from Coniosporium apollinis CBS 100218, 1206 nucleotides. RefSeq lists its product as uncharacterized. NCBI's taxonomy places the organism in Eukaryota, Fungi, Ascomycota, Dothideomycetes. The transcript has a single exon. The coding region runs from base 1 to 1206 and encodes 401 amino acids. The record is from RefSeq and is a predicted model, not a curated record.